AUGUCUUCGCAAGAGGUCAACAACAAGAACACCACCAAACGUCACGAGGUCUCAUUAUGGCAUGAGAUCAAAGACCACGUCCAUGCCUCGACAGCCCCGUUGAAGAAGGCCGGCGCUCCCAUUGCCAAUGCAGCUGUUCCAUUCGCCAGAUGCUAUGUCUGCCUCGAUGAACUGGAUAUUAAAGGGAUUCCUCCCGUCGGCCCCGCAGCCGAAACCCGCGCGGGAUGCUUCAUUCCCUGUGGCCAUUUUUUCUGCGUCAUGUGUUGGAAGGUUUGGGUGCGUUCGCUUAAAGAGCCGGUGAAGUGCUACAUCGGCCCGACAAACCCUAUCCCAGUCAAUGGUAUUCAAGACAAUCUCAAGCUCACGACUAUGGAUCUGUCGGAGUGCUACAGAUACGGCCAGUCAAAGCCGUACCGCGAGUUCGCUUGCCCCAUCUGCAAAACGGAUUUGCAUCACUCGGGAUGCUGCUGCGAGAUCCGGCCAGUUAUGAUUCCCACCAACAAGCCCAAAGACCGUCUAGCCAAUCUCCUGGCGCUUCCGAGAACGUUUCUAGAGGUCCUUAGGGAUACCCGCGCUACUGUCAACGAUAACGAUACGGCCGAAGACAACGAGGAGAAUACGGACGAUGAACAAGACGCACUGGACGAUGAACAAGACGCACCGGACGAUGAACAUGACCGGGGAGACGACAAACAGGGCAAACCGGACGAUAAGCAAGGCGUGCCGGACGAAGAGCAUGUUACCACCAACGAGGAGGCCGACGUGAUUAUUGAGGGCUACCGCCAAAAACUCACCCCCGCCUACAACAACCACCGUGUGAGAAGGUUCCCGAACUAUUCUGACCUAAUCCAACAAGAGUCCGGCGGUUCGACGGUCAUCCUCCCGGCUAGACCCUUGGUCUAUGACAUUCAAACCAUCCCUCAACCCGGGUUCUACCCAGUAAUGCGCCUCAGAGCUCAAUACCCUAACAUCCAGGACCCCAACGGCUGGAACUGUCGGGUCACAGGCGGCCGCCUCGACAAGGUCGUCGACCCCGUUUGCGGCCAAUGUAUCCAUGAUCUAACUCGAUACCGCUUCUUGCAGCAUAAGUACGACGAAGCAGAGCCGUAUUGGCCUGGAUACGACGCCCACUGCUCAACCCUUUCUGCGCAUCUGGACGGUGGUGGGCUCAGGCAAUUCUCCGGCCUGUCAUGGAAGCACGCCGUAACAUCCGUCUACCUCAAGGCAGACAACAAUGACUGGACCACAAAGCCCACUUGGGGCCGCUGGCCCAUAGAAUUGGAUUUCAUGCUCAAGGCUCGCGGCUGGACCAAAGGCGUGGACUUUGUCGACUGGAAGAAGGGAUGCUCGGAGCUGGAGGGAGACUGGGUGCCUAAGCCAUCCUUCAACGGCCUUCGUUCCAGGUUUGAGCUGGAGGGAAUGGGAUAUUAUCCCGACUGGGACGAGCUGCUUGAGCAGCCGUACUGGAGGGCUCGAGGUAUCACUAAGAUCCCCCGUAACCACUGGAGCGAUCAUCAUGCCCUGGGUCGCUGGGUGCCGGGAUUUGGCACUGUCAUCCUCAAGACGGCCAAGUUCAGCUAUACUGCAAGGUAUACGCCGAAAGAAGCGAGGCAAUCCUUAGGGGAGUUGGACGUUAAGGGAAAGCUCGCCGUCACUGCCGUCUACCUCUCCGCAGGGCAAGACGCUAACGGCCACUGGAUAACCAAGCCGACUUGGGGCCGCUGGCCUAAGGAACUGCAUUACAUGUUGAAGACCCGAAACUGGACGCGCGGAGUCGAGUUCGUCGACUGCAAGAAGGCUUCGAGCGGCCUUUCUUUGUCGGAUAUGGAGGGCAUGGGCGAUUACCCUGAUUGGGACGAGCGGCUGGAGCAGCCGGAGUGGCAGGCUCGUGGCAUUAGCAAGAUCCCUCGCGACCAUUGGGGUUAUGGACCUAGACAUGUCAUGGGUCGUUGGGUGCAGGGACAUGGAGAGGUCAUUUUUCAGACUGACAGGUUCAGCUAUUGUGCCUUGUAUCGGCCGGUGGAGGCGACUACUGAGGGCACUGGUCAGACAGGCAACUCGAGCCCUGAGGAGUAA
Neurospora tetraspora is the source of this 2076-nucleotide messenger RNA. RefSeq lists its product as uncharacterized. The transcript is spliced from 4 exons. The record is from RefSeq and is a predicted model, not a curated record. NCBI's taxonomy places the organism in Eukaryota, Fungi, Ascomycota, Sordariomycetes, Sordariales, Sordariaceae. The coding region runs from base 1 to 2076 and encodes 691 amino acids.